Rhinopithecus roxellana (golden snub-nosed monkey) is the source of this 669-nucleotide messenger RNA. RefSeq names its product chromosome 16 C9orf47 homolog (gene C16H9orf47). Lineage: Eukaryota; Metazoa; Chordata; Mammalia; Primates; Cercopithecidae. The record is from RefSeq and is a predicted model, not a curated record.
AUGAAACUUGGGUCAGAAGUGGCUUCUCAGAGCCGUACACCAGACACUCUGAACAAGCUGGAAGGCUGCAGUGCCAGGAGACUCCAGAGUAACACAGGCAAAAUGGCUUACAAAAGGAAAUGGUCAGGAUUGGGACCAACGAUAAUGAUAGUAUUAAUUCUAUUAAGAAUCGGCCCAAACAAACUCUCGUUGUCAGCGCGGCAGGCGCCCGCCCAAGCCCAGACCUCCGACCAGGUUUCGAGCCUGUUCCGGCCGGGUCGCUGGGCGCCCAGGGUCGGCACCUGGAGCUCGCCCGAUGAGGGCAGGAGGCCGAGGAAGCCGGUUCCGGGGACAGGGAACAGGGACUCAGGGACCCGAAGGCGGCGGCAGGACGCGACCGAGCAGGACCCCAGGCCCGGGAACGACGUCGCGAGCCCCGAGACUGCCGGGCUUCCCAGCCCAGCUGGCAUUCGAGCGCAGGACCGGGCGCCCCGGCACCGUCGCGCGCCACCCGCCGGGAUGCCGGUGGCCCCAGCGCCCUCAGCCGACGGAGAGCCGCUGCAGGAACGCGGAGGAGGCCUUUGCCACCGCUCCCGGAGCGUUUACAACGGGCUGGAACUGAAUACCUGGAUGAAAGUGGAGAGGCUGUUUGUGGAGAAAUUCCAUCAGUCGUUUUCCUUGGACAAUUAA